Ornithorhynchus anatinus (platypus) is the source of this 2331-nucleotide messenger RNA. It is a transcript of the gene CALHM2, whose product is annotated as calcium homeostasis modulator family member 2. NCBI's taxonomy places the organism in Eukaryota, Metazoa, Chordata, Mammalia, Monotremata, Ornithorhynchidae. The coding region runs from base 851 to 1822 and encodes 323 amino acids. Gene Ontology annotation, molecular function: monoatomic cation channel activity. The record is from RefSeq and is a predicted model, not a curated record. The transcript is spliced from 3 exons.
UCGGGAUCCUAGACCGCGGGCAACGAGGCUCGGGGCCCCAGACCUCAGGCUCCGGGACUCGGGACCCUGAGACCGCAGGCUCCGAGGCUGGGGACCCCAGGCCGCGGGCUCCGGUGCUCCGGAUCCGAGACGGCGGGCUCCGAGAUUAGGGCUCCCAGACCUCAGGCCCCGAGAUCCGGGACCCUAAGACCGCAGGCUCCGAGGCUCAGACCCCCGGACCUCAGGCUCCGAGAUUCGGGACCCUUAGACCGCAGGCUUCGAGCUUCGGGACCCUUAGACCGCAGGCUCCGAGACUCGGGAUCCCAGGCUGUGGGCUCCGAGAUUUAGGCCUCCAGACCUCAGGCUCCGAGAUUCGGGCCCCCAGACCGCAGGCUCUGAGACUCGGGACCCCAGACCGCAGGCUCCGGUGCUCGCAAUCCUAGACCGCGGGCUCCGAGAUUGGGAAUCCCAGACCUCAGGCCCCGAGAUUCAGGACCCCUAGACCUCAGGCCCUGAUUUUCAGGACCUCUAAAUCGCAAGCUCCGAGAUUCAGGACCCCUAGACCUCAGGCCCCGAGAACCAGGACCCCUAGACCUCAGGCCCCGAGAUCCAGGCCCCCUAGACCUCAGGCCCCGAGAUUCAGGACACCUAGACCUCAGGCCCCGAGAUCCAGGCCCCCUAGACCUCAGGCAGGCUCCGAGAUUCAGGACCCCUAGACCUCAGGCUCCGAGAUUCAGAAUCCCCAGACCUCAGGCUCCGAGAUUCAAGACCCCAGACCUCAGGCUCCGAGACUCAGGUUCCUUCGACCGCAGGCUCCGGCUGUCGGAAAUCCGCCGCUGGUUGGCCCAGAAGCCUCCUCAGCGCCCCAGUCAUGGCAGCCCUGAUUGUGGAGAACUUCCGCUUCCUCUCACUCUUCUUCAAGAGCAAGGAUGUGAUGAUUUUUAAUGGGCUGGUGGCCCUGGGCACAGUGGGCAGCCAGGAGCUGUUCUCUGUGGUGGCUUUCCACUGCCCCUGUUCCCCAGCCCGCAACUACCUCUAUGGGCUGACGGCCAUCGGGGUGCCCGCCCUGGCCCUUUUCAUAAUCGGUAUCAUCCUCAGCAACCACACGUGGAACCUGGUGGCUGAGUGCCAGCUCCGCCAAGCCAAGAACUGCUCCGCCGCCCCCAACUUUCUCCUCUUCAGCUCCAUUCUGGGCCGGGCCGCUGUGGCUCCCAUCACCUGGUCGGUCAUCUCGCUGCUGCGGGGGGAGGCGUACGUCUGUGCCCUGAGCGAGUUCGUGGACCCCUCCUCCCUGAGCGUGGGGGCUCAGGGCUUCCCACCCGGCCACGCACCGGAGAUCCUGGCACGUUUCCCAUGUGGGGAGGCCCCCGCCAACCUGUCAGGCUCGCAGGCGGAGGUGGUCCGAGGGCUCAAGUACGAGUCCCAGCUAUUUGGCUGGUUGCUCAUCGGAGUGGUGGCCAUCCUGGUCUUCCUCACCAAGUGCCUGAAGCACUGCUGUUCGCCACUCAGCUACCGCCAGGAAGCCUACUGGACCCAGUACCGCAACAACGAGGCCCAGCUCUUCCAGCGCACGGCCGAGGUGCACUCCCGGGUCCUGGCCGCCAACAACGUCCGCCGCUUCUUUGGCUUUGUGGCCCUUGACAAGGAAGACAAGGAGCUGGUGCAGGAGUUCCCGGUGGAGGGGGUCCAGCCGCGCCCCCAGUGGAACGCCAUCACCGGAGUCUACCUGUACCGCGAGAACCAGGGCUCGCCGCUCUACAGCCGCCUGCACAAGUGGGCGCAGGGCAUGGUGGGCAAUGGGACGGCACCUGACAACCUGGAGAUGGCUUUCCUCACCAUCUAGGAGCCGCCAGGGCUCGGGACUCAACACACCAUCGGCCCCUCUAUCAAUCAAUUGUAUUUAUUGAGCACUUGCUAUGUUCAAAGCACUAGGCCCUGAUCCUCCCCGGACUUGAAUUUCCCCUUUUUAGAGUAUGGGUGGCCACUUCCAUGGCAGACUAUCUUCCUGGCUGCCUGCAGGGCACGAGACACCUCUGACCCAACUCCUCUAAGACACCAGGCUCAGGGAUGGCUACAGCCACCGGCAGAUGGUAGCUGGCACAGAGCAUGGGCCCAUGACCCACCGUUAGUCAAAAGGCCAAGGAGGAAACUCUCGGGUGAAAUGGAUUAUGAGCUGAACAUCCCGGUUUGCAAUGCAGCCAGUCACGAGGAAGUUGGUGGAGAGAAGUUCCACCAGAUUGCCCAAUGUUCCUGUCAUGCUCCAAACCGGGAAUGUUUUGACUCUUCUUUUACCUGGUAUUUAAGUGCUUACUAUGGGCCAGGCACUAUUCUAAGGGCUGCGGUAGAUAUAAG